This is a messenger RNA of Daldinia loculata, 753 nucleotides long. RefSeq names its product glycoside hydrolase family 75 protein. Gene Ontology annotation, molecular function: chitosanase activity. The transcript is spliced from 4 exons. The coding region runs from base 1 to 753 and encodes 250 amino acids. The record is from RefSeq and is a predicted model, not a curated record. NCBI's taxonomy places the organism in Eukaryota, Fungi, Ascomycota, Sordariomycetes, Xylariales, Hypoxylaceae.
AUGUCUUUCAAAAUCUGUCUCUUGUAUUUUCUGCUCGAUUCCGUCCGGGCCCGAGACAUCCCUAUCAAUAUAGGGAACUUCUAUGACUCGGUGGUGGCGCAGGGGUCAUGCAGGGAGCCGCUGCAGUCGGGCUUUUAUGACAUGGCACACAGUAAUGACAAUGGCUUUACCUAUUGUGGCGAUCAUAUAAAUGAUUACGGCAUCAUCUACCUGCAGGGUAGAAACGGAAAGCUAGCAAAUAUGGACGUCGACUGUGAUGGACUCAUUGACAAAAAUGAUGACGGCCGUUGCGAUAAUGCUCAUUCGAAUCAGAGUAUGACUGCUAUGAAGCGAUACGUGGCGGCUUACAGUAAUGGUGUCCCAGAUCUCAACCCAUUUGUUCACGACUAUGUAGUGUUUGGCAACACCGGUGAUAAGCCUGGCUGGGUAACGUUCGACCCCCGGGUCUACGGUAUGGAGCCCCUGAGCGUGAUGGCUAUCAUUUAUGGCAUAUGGGGAGACACGAACGGUGAUGAUGGUGUAAACCCCAGGGUUGGGGAAGCUUCCAUCUCAGUUGCCACUCUCUGCUUUGGGCACGAUUUAGAUGGUGUGGUAGGCUUUGAUGAAGAGGAAAUACUGUACAUCGGGUUUACUGGUGCUGAAGCGGUCCCAGGUACGAGUGCGAACUGGAGAGCAGCCGAUGAGAACGAGUUUCAGUCGAGUAUUAGGAGACUUGGUGACACGCUCAUCCAGCGGGUCGGUUCGUACUGGUAG